Molecule: messenger RNA, 2905 nt
Organism: Pseudopipra pipra
Lineage: Eukaryota; Metazoa; Chordata; Aves; Passeriformes; Pipridae
Gene: GSS
Product: glutathione synthetase
Exons: 13
Coding region: 75-1523 (482 amino acids)
Biological process (GO): glutathione biosynthetic process
Cellular component (GO): cytosol
Molecular function (GO): glutathione binding; glutathione synthase activity; ATP binding
Source: RefSeq, a predicted model, not a curated record
CGGGGCGAGGGGGGGGCCGUCGAAUCACGUGGCGGUCCGCGGGGCUGGCAGCGAGCGGCUGGAGAGGCGCUGCCAUGGCCUCGCCCUGGCGGGACGUGGUGCGGGACGCGGCGGCCGUGCGGGACGCGGCGGCGGUGGCGGUGGACGCGGCGCUGCUGGCGGGGGUGCUGAUGCGGACCGGGGAGCAGCCCCUCAGCUCGGAUGUGGUGAAUUACGCGCCCUUCACGCUGCUCCCGUCUGCGGUGCCACGGGCCUUGUUUGAACAGGCCUACGCUGUCCAGCAGGAUUUCAACCUGCUGGUGGAUGCCAUCAGUCAAAACAAAGAAUUCCUGGAGCAAACUCUGGCCAGCACCAUCAAGGUCGAUGACUUCACAGCUCAACUCUUCAGAAUCUACAUGCAAGUUCUGGAGGAAGGCUUGGCUCAGACUGUGUUUUUAGGCAUCAACCGCUCUGAUUACAUGUUUGACUGUGGGCUGGAUGGCACAGCAGCUCUGAAGCAGAUAGAAAUAAACACCAUUGCUGCCAGUUUUGGGGGCCUCACCUCCCGCACGGCCGAUGUCCACGGGCUGGUGUUGAAAGUGCUGGGAAAGACUAAGGAGGCGUCACGCCUGCUGCCCAACAACCCAUCAAAGGGACUGGCCUUGGGAAUUGCCAAAGCCUGGGAGCUCUACGGUUCCCAAAGUGCUGUGGUGAUGUUUCUGGUGGAGGAAAUCCAGAGGAACAUUUUUGAUCAGCGGUGUGUAGAAAAUGAGCUGUGGAACAGGAACAUCCGUGUGAUCCGGCGGCGGUUCAGGGACGUGUUUGAGAAGGGGUCCCUGGAUGGCAGCAGGAGGCUGUAUAUAGAUGGCCAGGAGGUCGCAGUGGUGUACUACAGGGAGGGCUACGUGCCACAGACCUACGACCAGCAGGGGCUUGCUCUGGUUGUGCCCCAGAACUGGGCGGCGCGGCUGCUGCUGGAGCGGUCGCGGGCGGUGAAGUGCCCUGACAUUGCCACCCAGCUGGCGGGCACCAAGAAGGUGCAGCAGGAGCUGAGUCGCCCAGGGACGCUGGAGAAGCUGCUGCCCGGCCACCCCGAGGCUGUGGCUCGGAUGAGAGCCACCUUUGCUGGACUCUAUUCCCUGGACGAGGGUGAAGAGGGUGACAAGAUAGCUGCUGCAGCCAUCGCUGACCCCGAACGCUUUGUGCUGAAGCCGCAGCGAGAAGGUGGAGGGAACAACCUCUAUGGUGAAGAGCUCAGGCAGGUUCUGGAGAAGAUCAAAGACAGCCCUGAGAGAACCUCCUACAUCUUGAUGGAUAAGAUCAAACCCCAACCAGCACUGAAUUACUUGCUGAGGGCUCACAGUCCCCUGCAAGUGUCUGAAUGCAUCUCCGAGCUCGGUAUCUUCGGUGUCUAUGUCAGGCAGGGCCAGGAGAUGGUGCUGAACGAGGCCACCGGGCACCUCCUGCGCACCAAGGCCAUCCAGCACGCGGACGGCGGGGUGGCCGCUGGGGUGGCCGUGCUGGACACUCCCUACCUGGUGUGAGGAGCUGUGCCCCACCCACCCUCCUCACCUGCUGCCUCAAGAGCUCAACUGCCACAGGGAUUUCUCCGUAGGGUGCACUUGCCAAGGUCUGUUGUGCCCGGGGCUGUGAGGAAGGACUGCGUGGAAACAACUGCUCCAAGGUCCUGUGUGCCAGCACCAGCUUCUCUGUGAUUCCCCCUCCAGGGAUAAGGGGUUCCCUUGCUCUGCCUGCCCAGGGGACCCUGCCCCAGGCCUGCCUUGGUCUGGGUGUCCCCUGGGGGCUGGGGUGUGUACAGCAAAGGGUGAGGUGCCAUGACAGGCCUUUGUGCUGCUCCCACUUCUGUGCUCCUUGAUGGAGACACACAGAGCCUAGGGAACAAGAGGAGAAAGGUGGAUGGGCGAGUAACAGCCUUCAUCUUCACACAGUGCCUCAGUGCUUUCCAGGUUAGACAGGAGAGUCCAGCUCCACAUGCCAUGGCCCCUCCAGCCCUUGCUGUGCUGCUGCUGCUCUGAUUCUUACUUUUCCCUGUGCCUGAGGAUCCUCAGGGUUCCUGCACAAGGGACAGCUGCCCUGGGCAAUUUGCCCAAGGGCCUUUUGCUUGCUUUUUUUUGCUUUUGCUUUGCCCAACUCCAGUUUUGGUUUUGUUGGACUGGGUGCUCAUCUCAAGCAGUGCCUCUGUGCCACACAAGGCAGGCAGCAGAGCAGAGUCCAGGGCUGCAUCUGCUCCCACUGCCUCCUGCAGCCCUGUCCAACAGAUCUCCACGGGAUCCCUCAGCAGUGGUGGCAGAUCCCAAGGGGAUGGUGAAUUGGAGCCUUGUGUCACAGCCAGCACAUUAUUGAACCCUGAAUCCCCCCAGAUUUGUGCCAGCGCAUCCCACUGCAAAAUCAUCUUCCCAGGGAGCACUGACCUUGGAAAUAGUCCUGCUGGGAUGUGGGGCAGGCUGAGACUGGGAGCUCUGUGGCAAGGAAGCCAAAGAAUUGCAGGAGAGGCUGGGCAGGCACAGCUCCAGCACCUUACUGUGGGACCAGCACCAGCAGACAGAGUCUCCCUCCAGGUUUCAUGGAUCAAUGGGAACAGCACAGCAGUGGAGGGACUGGGAGGAGUGUGGGCUCUCCUGCUCAAGAUGUUUUGCCUCUUCCUUCAGCUCCUCUUCCUCCUCAGCCCUAAAAGCUGCACCUUUCUGGCAGUGAAGAGCCCAGUCUGUCAGUGACAGAGAAGCAGCACAGAGCCAGAAUUCCUGGAGAAUGGAUGUGCUGAGGGACAGCCCUGCUGGGCUCAUGGCAUCAAUCACCCAUCAGUCACCUGGGGAACAGCCCUGUUAUGCCUGAUCCUGGGAUUCCUGGGUUUUUUUGGGGGAGUUGAUUACCCCCAGCCAGAGAUUAAAAGGAAUGUGCAAUCUGA